UAAUUAAAGCAUAGAAACAAAACAAAAAAAAAAAAACUUAACCAGAGUUAUUAAAUUUAAAAUAUAAAAACCAAAGAUACCCAAAAGCUUGAAUUUAUGUGAUAACGAACAGCACAAAUGCUUUAAAUAAACAAUUUUUUGUAGAUGCUUUUGGUUUUUCAAGAGCACAUAUGAUUACUUAAGGAUAUUUCAAGGCUAAAGCAGAUGAUUUCAAGCUAACAAUAACAACAAUUAUAUGCACAUAUAUCUGCACGCAGAAUAAAAGCUCAUUUCAUAUCCUGCACUUUCGUUUCCCUCACCGUAAACGCGUAUGUGUUGAUUAAAACUCAAUGCCAUCUCAAAGUUUUUUCUCUAUAAAAAAAAAAAAAUAAAUAAAUAAAUAAUAUAUAACUAAAAAGGAUCUUAAAUACUAAAUAGCGAGCGAAAAAAAAAACGAACUUUUUCGUUUCUAUUAAACAAAACAUAGAACAAUUUUUUCAAAUUUAUUCGAUAACAACAUGAGUUCGACUAUGCCUACCAUCGACCAAAUCAAAUUGGGUUUAAAAAUGGUUGAUUUCAAGGUACAGCAACGACGUUAUCGUACCAGUGAAAAAAUCAUUGUCGGCACGACUUAUGGACCGAUCAAGGGUGUGAAGCGUAAAACAAUUUACGGUGAUUCGUACUACAGUUUCGAAGGUAUACCGUUUGCUAAACCACCUUUGGGAGACUUACGCUACAAGGCUCCUUUGCCGCCGGAUACAUGGACGGAAGUACGAAGUUGUACUUCGGUUGGACCGAAACCUUUGCAAAAGCAUUUUGUUUUUCAAAUGACUGAAGGUUCUGAAGAUUGCUUAUAUCUUAAUGUUUACACCAAAAAUCUGGAACCACAUAAACCUCUACCGGUUAUGGUUUGGAUUUAUGGCGGAGGUUUUCAAUUUGGUGAAGCUACUCGAGAUCUGUACAGUCCCGAUUAUCUGUUACGCGAAGAGGUCGUCGUUGUAUCGAUUACCUAUCGCGUGGGGCCAUUCGGUUUCCUUAGCCUUCAAGAUCACGACAUAGAAGUGCCCGGUAAUGCUGGUCUUAAAGAUCAAGUUAUGGCUUUACGUUGGAUUAAAGCGAAUUGUUCAAGAUUUGGUGGUGAUUCGGAAAAUAUUACAUUAUUUGGGGAUAGCGCUGGUGCUGCUUCCGUUCAUUAUAUGAUGUUAACUGAACAGACUCGCAAUCUCUUCCACAAAGCUAUUUGUAUGUCAGGUUGCGCUUUGUCGCCUUGGGCUGUUACGCCUCAGCGUAAUUGGCCUUAUCGUUUAGCCAAAGCAGCCGGUUAUACCGGAGAUAAUAAUGAACUUGCGGUAUUUGAAUUCCUAAAACAAGCCAAAGGAGCAGAGAUAGUUAAGGCCAAUGAAGAUCUCUGCACCGAUGAGGAGAAACGAGAACGCAUAGGGUUUUCCUUUGGACCCGUUAUAGAGCCUUACCUAACACAGCACUGCGUGGUGCCUCAGCCACCUACAGAAAUGAUGCGCACAGCUUGGGGUAACACAAUACCAAUGAUAAUAGGAGGAGUAUCUAAUGAGGGUUUACUACUAUACACUGAAACAAAAAACAACCCAAAAUUAUUAAAUGAAUUGGGUGAUUGUCGAUAUGUCGUGCCUUUGGAACUAAAUCUGGAUAGAGAUAGCGAAUUAUGUCAACAAUAUGGUUAUCAAUUAAAGACAACCUAUUACGGUGAUAAGGAAAGCAGUUUGGAAACUUUGGAUGAAUAUUUAUUGAUGGUAUCUCACGAGUAUUUUUGGUUUCCCAUCUAUCGUACAGUAUUAUCACGUUUGGAAUAUGCCAGUUCGGCACCCACUUAUCUAUAUCGUUUUGAUUUCGAUUCGAAGCAUUUUAAUCACUUACGUAUUAUUAGCUGUGGUAAAAAAGUUCGUGGCACCUGUCAUGGCGAUGAUCUUUCGUAUAUAUUUUACAAUUCCGUUGCACGUAAAUUGAAAAAGCACACUAAAGAAUAUAAAUGUAUCGAACGUUUAGUCGGUAUGUGGACACAAUUUGCUGCCUCCAGCAAUCCGAAUUAUGAGAAAGAUGAAAAUGAAUUAUGGCUGCCAGUGACAAUGGCUUCGUUAGAGAAAAAUCAACUGAAAUGUUUAAAUAUAGCCGACGACUUAAAAAUUAUAGAAGUUCCUGAUAUGGAUAAGUUAUUGGUAUGGGAAGGAUUUUACACAAGUAAUCAGUUGCUAUGAUUACAAAGGAUCAAAAGUAUACAAAUGUAAUUAGUAUAAGUGUGUAUCUAGCUAUCUGUGGUAGAGAUACCCUUAAAUUGAACAAAGUAAACUAUUUUAGGAAAUAACCCCGCCUGGAUUUUCACCUGAGAAAAAGGUUUAGUUUUUUGAACCCAACGUAAUUCGUUUAUUAGAUUGUGUUCUUUCUUUUUUAUGGACACCGUCCACGUAAGCAAAACAAAAAUACCAAAGAAAAUUAUAUUCGACUAUGGUCGAAUCUCCUAUGCCCACCAUCGUUAUCUUAACAUGAUAUCGAUAAAAUUUUAUUCUUCGAUCUGCAAAAAUUUCAUCUUUUCGCUUCUGAAAACCGAACUGUCUUCACCUUUUAAUUGAUGUCUUAAUUAUUGCCAUCAGGGGAAUAAUUAUCCACACAAACCUAUAAAGACUAGCAGACGGAAGGACAAACAUGUUCAGAUGAACUCAGCAUUUGACGCUGAUCAAGAAAAGCACGUCACUCAAUAAGCGCAAAGGAUGAAGCGUAGAUGUGGGAUGACUAUAGGCGAAGCUUCAUGCUUUUUACGUAGUACGAACCUUGAAUCAAGAAAUAGUACAACUUAUGCACCAAUGGUCAAGAAAUUUUGACUCACUUUAAAAAUUAGUGUACUAACUAAAUAUCAUAUAUAUUCGUUAAUAGUGACGUGUAUUUGUGAUCUUGCGAACUUAUUGAGUCAUGUGAGCUUCCUGAAUUACGCAGAUCCUUUAAAUAAAGCAUAAAGUUUACAUAAAUCUUGGGUGAGCGCAACCGACUCUUUUCAUUUCUUUACAGGAUCAUUUGUAAAAGCUUUUACAGUUUUAUCUGGUGUGGCAUACAAGUAAUGGGACACCUAUUCAGUUUACGUGUAACUGUAAACGCAUCUUACAAACGAUUUGAUCUAUUUUCGAUACCAACUUGCGUACAAGAGCUUCCAAUGUUUCUUUCGGAAUUGAAAACGAUAGCUUUAUUUUAUGGCCUCCAGAAUGUUUACCACAGUCACAACACCGACGGACGGACAUGGUUAAAUCGAUUCAGGAUUUGAUAUUGAUCAAGAAUACGUAUAUAUUUCAAGGGGUCCCUGAAGCAUUCUUCUGGAUGUUGUAGACGUUAUGACAAAAUAUUUAUAUAACUUUAUUUUUCGUAGAGCGGUGAGGGGUGUGAUGAGAAAGAAAAAAAAAAACAGACGAAUGGGGAUAUAAGAACUUUUGAUGUAUGGACUCAUUUCUUGAAAAUGUGCUCUUUAUCGGAAAAUUUCUCGGUUCUUCAAGAUUUGUCAAGAGUCUUCCUAUGACAUUCUAAAGCAGGGCAGAGAUAUUAUCAUGCGGCGAUUUGCGAAAGCAUCCGGCUUACCUGCAUGCUUAUCUGACCUGAAAAUUUUAGACUGUUUGAAAGUAAAAUAUCCGCUCAUUUCAUAUUUCAGAUUAUUUGAAUGCCUACCUGUUCUAAAGGCUUUGAAUAGUUUCCAGGUAACACUUGUUUGAGGCGAAUGAAGGUAAAGCUGCAAAAUUCCUUACAUUCGGAUUUUUUAAAAUGGUCGUUUGCAUAAAGAUUAAAUAGUCCUUUAUUUAUAGGUGGACUUUAUUAUAAUUGUAACAUUCAAGCAAUUACUUAUGCCUUAGCGAAAACCAGCUUAGUGAUAAGUACUUACCAUCAUAAGACUAACGCCUUUAUUAAGAAAAGUGUUCUAGAUAGUUUUCAGUGUAACAUCCGUUACGAAAGAGUGCAAAUUACUUUACUUAAUUACAGGUCUAAUGUUAGCUAGAUUUUGGUGAGUUUCCUCUUAAGGUUAAAACAUUUACUUGUCUAAGCUUACUAAGCUCAGUGAAAGAUUUACAUCGACUCUGUUUGUUUUCGUUGAAAAACAGUAAAAGGGCGUUUUAAUAGGCCGGGGCUCACCAUUAUAUAUAUACUCUACAUUACUUCGCUUAAUAUAGUUAUGCACAUAACGACUGUUUAAUAUAAACCUUUAUAUGAAGAGUGAUUGAAAAAGUCAUCCAACUCAACCCAUUUUCAAUAGAGCUUGUCUUCAGGUCAAAAUAUGGAAAAUUUCAUGAAAAUUUAUAAAAAAUUGCGGUCUGUAGAUUGAAUAAAAGGUUACAUAGAUAGGUGGGUAGACGGUCAAACGGACAAACAGACAAAUGAAGAAUCGAAAAUAAAAAUUAACGGACAAGCGUUCAAACAGAUAUUUGGGCAAAUGGACAGACGGACAAGAAGGCAGGAGAGGCAGACAGAUUAGCUUAGAUCGAUUAAAAAGAUGUUUUCGAAGCGAUUGGUAUCAUAUAACUAAAUACCCUUGUGACAUAAGUGUUGUAGGGUAUAAUAAUAUUGAUCACGGGAUAACAGCGAAUGUUUACAACUUAUUAUCAUUCUUUCUCUAUCACUUUCUGCUUUUCCUAGACUAUCUGUUACAGGCAUGGUUAAGUAUUCUUUCCUUCUUGUUCCAUUUAGAUUUAAGAUAAAAAAAAAAAAACAAAUUAAUUUAUAGAGUAAAUUAAAUGAACAUAACACCU
Messenger RNA from Glossina fuscipes, 4733 nucleotides. Its product is annotated as esterase B1. The transcript has 5 exons. Lineage: Eukaryota; Metazoa; Arthropoda; Insecta; Diptera; Glossinidae. The record is from RefSeq and is a predicted model, not a curated record. The coding region runs from base 498 to 2210 and encodes 570 amino acids. Gene Ontology annotation, molecular function: cholinesterase activity.